Mus pahari (shrew mouse) is the source of this 3458-nucleotide messenger RNA. It is a transcript of the gene Smoc1, whose product is annotated as SPARC related modular calcium binding 1. Lineage: Eukaryota; Metazoa; Chordata; Mammalia; Rodentia; Muridae. Gene Ontology annotation, cellular component: basement membrane. The record is from RefSeq and is a predicted model, not a curated record. The transcript is spliced from 13 exons. Gene Ontology annotation, molecular function: calcium ion binding; extracellular matrix binding; protein binding. The coding region runs from base 257 to 1615 and encodes 452 amino acids. Gene Ontology annotation, biological process: extracellular matrix organization.
CCGGCAUCCAACCUGCUGUCGCCGCGGCCAGGCCGAGCGCAGCAGGCGCCACGCGCAGAGCACACGCUCGCACUCCAGCUCCCGGCCUCCGCCGUUCAUGACCGUGACCCCCGGACGCAGGCUCCUCCAGCCCCUGCCUCAGGCUCUUCGGCCACUCCCAGCUGCCGCAAGGGUCCCCACUUCCCCAAGUGCUUUGAAGUUAGCCUGAGCCCCCCUGGCUGCUGCCCGCUCGUGGCUGCCCGGCUCGGCUGGCACCAUGCUGCCCGCGCGCGUCCGUCUGCUCACGCCCCACUUGCUGCUCGUGUUGGUGCAGCUGUCCCCGGCCAGCGGCCACCGCACCACCGGCCCCAGGUUUCUAAUAAGUGACCGUGACCCUCCGUGCAACCCACACUGUCCCAGGACUCAGCCUAAGCCCAUCUGUGCCUCCGACGGCAGGUCCUAUGAGUCCAUGUGUGAGUACCAGAGAGCCAAGUGCCGAGACCCAGCCCUGGCCGUGGUCCAUCGAGGUCGAUGCAAAGAUGCUGGCCAGAGCAAGUGUCGCCUGGAGAGGGCUCAGGCCUUGGAACAGGCCAAGAAGCCUCAGGAGGCUGUGUUCGUCCCAGAGUGUGGUGAGGACGGUUCCUUCACACAGGUGCAGUGUCAUACGUACACAGGGUACUGCUGGUGUGUCACUCCAGAUGGCAAGCCCAUCAGCGGUUCUUCCGUGCAGAAUAAAACUCCUGUAUGUUCAGGUCCAGUUACCGACAAGCCCUUGAGCCAGGGUAAUUCAGGAAGAAAAGAUGACGGCUCUAAACCCACGCCCACGAUGGAGACCCAGCCUGUGUUCGAUGGAGAUGAAAUCACAGCCCCUACCUUAUGGAUUAAGCACUUGGUAAUCAAAGACUCCAAGUUGAAUAACACCAACGUAAGAAAUUCAGAGAAAGUCCACUCCUGUGACCAGGAAAGACAGAGCGCCCUGGAAGAGGCCCGGCAGAAUCCCCGAGAGGGCAUUGUGAUCCCCGAGUGUGCUCCUGGUGGGCUCUAUAAGCCGGUGCAAUGCCACCAAUCCACAGGCUACUGUUGGUGUGUCCUAGUAGACACAGGGCGCCCGUUGCCGGGGACUUCCACACGCUAUGUGAUGCCAAGUUGUGAGAGUGACGCCAGAGCCAAGAGUGUAGAGGCAGACGACCCUUUCAAGGACAGGGAGUUACCAGGCUGCCCUGAAGGGAAGAAGAUGGAAUUUAUUACCAGCCUGCUGGAUGCCCUCACCACAGACAUGGUUCAGGCCAUUAACUCAGCAGCGCCCACUGGAGGUGGGAGGUUCUCAGAGCCAGACCCCAGCCACACCCUGGAGGAGCGAGUGGCACACUGGUACUUCAGCCAGCUGGAUAGCAACAGCAGCGAUGACAUUAACAAGCGGGAGAUGAAGCCAUUCAAGCGCUAUGUAAAGAAGAAAGCCAAGCCCAAGAAAUGUGCCCGGCGCUUCACUGACUACUGCGACCUGAACAAGGAUAAGGUCAUCUCACUGCCUGAGCUGAAGGGCUGCCUGGGUGUUAGCAAAGAAGGUGGUAGCCUUGGCAGCUUCCCUCAGGGAAAACGAGCAGGCACAAACCCGUUCAUCGGACGCCUUGUCUAAAGAGCGGAAAAAUCAAAAGGCCCAUGGAGACUCCGAGGAGACAAGGACUGACCAUCACACCUAACCCUCAGCGCUGCCCGUGGCCCAGCCACAGCCUGUGUAACAUAAGUGGUGCCCGCCAUGUUUGCACUUUUAAUAACUCUUAAGUGUGUGUGUGUGUUGUUUCUGGUUCCAUUUGUAAACACCAGUUAUCUAAUACCACAGCAGGAACAGGAAAGGGAAGAAAAGCUGUUUAUUCUCUCUCUUAUUGUUAAGUUUUUCUGAAUCUGCUACUGACAACUUUUAGGUUAUCGGGCGAGGGGUGGGAUGGAGAAGAAAGAAAUUUAUAUACUGUAUAUAAAUAUAUAUGUAAAUUGUAUAGAUCUUUUGUACAGGCAUCGACAUCGCUGUUUGUCCCUCCCCUCUACUUCCUCUGGACUCACAGUCCAGCUCUCUCCUUAGCUUUCCCGAGUUUCACCGUAGAUGGACUCUGAGAGAAUAGAUGAGAGCCCUGUGCUUGUGCUGUGGACAGCAUGUUUUCUUCUGGUGGGAAGAGAGUACUGGUCCAUGCCAUUAGCUGUCAAAGUCCAGUCACUUGGCCAUUGGCUGGGUAGGAGGGGAGCCCAGUUCCUGUGGUGGCCAGCAUGGAUUUCAGAUCUCCGGUGGCCCUUGUGUCCGCACUAUCCAGAUCCCUUGGCAGUCUACAGUGAAUAAUGGAGCAGUCUCUACCUGAAGGGGCUGAAUUUGGCUGCUUUAAACAUCUCCACCCAUGUUUAGCACAUCCCCUGUGGAGGACAUGAGAGGUGAGACCCCAAGCAUGUGAGGAAAAGGACACCCAGCAGGGUUCUCCUUCGGCAGGUGUUGGGCGUCUGAGGAGCUGGUGAGCAGGACAGAAGACCUGAGCCAGCCCUUCUGCAAACCCACAAGAGUCCCCACAAGCCUGUAACUCCCAACACUAGAGUCCGACGAGGUUUUACUUCCGUGCUCUCCCUCCAUCUCUUGGAUCCUCACCGAUUGGGUGAGGCACCUUGUUGACCAAUCCCGGAGUUGCUCUUAUUCCUCUGGCUUUUCUCAUGGAUUUUCAGAAUUCUGGAAUUGGCGUGGCGUCCCUUACUUCCGGUUCCUCAGGAGGAAUAGGAGAGAUAAUCCAGCUGUAGGGAAAGCUAGGCUUUUGCACAGAGUGUCACCUGGAUUGUGCCAGGGCAGAGAAGCAGCUUUUUCUGUCUAGGUGACGUGCUGAUCCAGAGGUCCUUCCGUCAGAGCAGCAAGUGACACUUAGCAGCUCCUCCACGGUCAGCCAUGACGGCAGUGAGGGAAGCCAGGACUGGUGCUUCUGCUGGUCUGCUGGCCUCAGUCCGCCUUCCCUGGGAUCGCAUCUCAGUAUCCUGUAAAUGCAUCCACCCUGGUGAACCCCGCUCUAGCUUGGGUCUGGAAGGCAUGGACCACAUAAUGCUGCCCACAUGUGGGGAACAUAGCCUUCUUGGGGCUUGAUUCGAUGAAUUCUCUGCUCCAGAAGGUUCCUGCUGUCCUGAUGGAAGUCACACAUACUGUCCCAUGAUGACCAGUAACCCUGUCCUGCAUGGUAAGGUGGAAAGAACACCUUCUCUUGGUGUUGGAGCCUUAAACAGGAACACUGCACUCAGCACGCUGGAGCUGGAUGGCCCUCCCAGCAGACUCCAGUCCCAUUUCCUGGCCAGAAGGAAAUGUGCACGGAGAAGCCACCUGUAUGUAGGAGUUUAGAAUCUGACCAACUUCUCUCUCACAGAUGGGCGUGGGCUGUGCUGUGUGGUUUCCCCUUGGGGAGGCGGGAGCAAGAAAAAGUAUUUGUAGCUUGUUUUAUAAAAAAUAAAAAUGGGUAAACUUG